Messenger RNA from Penicillium hordei, 384 nucleotides. RefSeq lists its product as uncharacterized. Lineage: Eukaryota; Fungi; Ascomycota; Eurotiomycetes; Eurotiales; Aspergillaceae. The record is from RefSeq and is a predicted model, not a curated record. The transcript has a single exon. The coding region runs from base 1 to 384 and encodes 127 amino acids.
AUGAGAGAGUGGGCCGGAUCGUACCCCUAUUAUACUCGGGAGUGUCUCAUUGAGCGAUAUCAAUUUGAGGAGGAAGAUGGGUGUCCUAUGUGGUUUAAGGAAGCUUGUGAAGAAAACCUCUUCCAUCUUAGGAAGAGGAGGGAUAGGGACGUGGACAGGCUCGACCAUGUUACACGCAGAGAACAGGUUUUGGCUCAGCCUCCACUGAGGGAGGGCUGGCAACAUUACCAGAACCUACUACGUCAGCAAGAAGAUGUCCUCGCCGAUAAUAGUGAUCUAGACGCACUUUUAUACGGCGUCAAGCAGUUUCCUGCUCUGAAGAGAGUCACUAUUACACCCGCGGCCUAUGGCCAUCUACUCGCCCCGCUAUGCCCGACCCAAUGA